Molecule: messenger RNA, 1569 nt
Organism: Penicillium maclennaniae
Lineage: Eukaryota; Fungi; Ascomycota; Eurotiomycetes; Eurotiales; Aspergillaceae
Product: fungal specific transcription factor domain-containing protein
Exons: 2
Coding region: 1-1569 (522 amino acids)
Biological process (GO): DNA-templated transcription
Cellular component (GO): nucleus
Molecular function (GO): zinc ion binding; DNA binding
Source: RefSeq, a predicted model, not a curated record
AUGUUUCUGCAAGAGCUUAACCGACUCUACGAAACAAUUCACCCACCUUCCUUCCAGACUAGGUAUAUGUCCUGGUGGAUAGCCCAGGAGAGCAACGAUCGAUCGGGUGAAGCUGUUCGGGACGAAGACAUUGAUUUCGGGUUGCUUGUUCUUCGAGUCUGUCUUCUUAGUAUCCAGUCUCUCCCGCAUUCCAAAUUUCCAACCAUAGGGGUAUUGAAGUCGCAUCCAGAGGCUAUGGAGCAGUGGUAUUCGUCGCUCGCCGACGAGCUCGACAAGUCCCAGCCGCCGACGAAAAAGCCUUCGAUAGAGACGGUGCAACAUAGGUUCUUACAUGUGGGCUAUUUGAAAAACUACGGAAAGGUCCGGGCCAGCUGGUCUGUUCUCAGUACGGCUGUCAGGGAUGCGCAUGAGAUGGGGCUGCAUCUGAAAGAUCCAGGUAUUCCUAUCAGCGAUUUGGAGAUGGAAUUACGGAGACGGACCUUUUGGAAUUUAUACGUUUGGGAUCGGUAUAUGUGCACCUUCUUUGGUCACUGGCCACUGAUCCCGGAGGGAUACUUUGACAUUGAGCCUCCACACGACAAUCUACAACCGUUUACCGUGAAACCUUACGUUCUCACGCCCUUCACUGAUCGAAUUUUCCACAUCAAGUUGGCUCGAUACCUAACAGCAUUUAUGAGCCCUCCGUCAUGGAAAAGUGACCAGCAAGAACCGGCAGUAGCAUCAGAAUUCGCGCAGCGCUUCCAUCAAGUUAUCCUUGACCAAUUACCUCCUCCAUUCUCCCUCGAGAGCCCCGAUGUUUCCUGGGACGUGGCUCAUCCUGCACUCACAAUGAAGAGAGAGACGCUUGGUCUGUUCAUCCAUAUCAUCGAGGCGUCACUCUAUAGAUCGUUCAUGGACCCUUGCAAAAAUCUGCACCACGGCCACAGUGUACGAGCCAAGCCCGGACCAGAUCUGCUCGCACUCUCCCAUCGCCGGUCUCUGAUGGAAACGACAUGCAAAAUCAUUUCGUGCAUCGGCAAGCUGUACGCGCUUACUGGAAACGAGGAAGGAGGGUCGAUUGACAGAUUAUUCACGUUACCAGUCGCCCUCGUUGACUCAUUAGCCACGCUCGGUGUAUGUCUACUGUCUAUCCAGGCAGAUGAAAGAAGAUUGUUGAAGGAAGGAAUGCACACUGUUGCCGACUCCAUCCUUCAGCGCAGCUACAAUAGAUUCUUUGAUGCGUUCGGUCUCCUAUAUCGACAAGCACCGCAUAAUACCUUUGCGAAACGAGGCGUGAAGGUGUUAGAGGGACUACACGGUGCCCUGCGCGCGGGCUUAAGUGGCCCUGAUCGAUUCGAGGCGAGCCCCACUGGGUCGACCAUGAUGGGAUCAUUCCAGGGCCCGACACAUCGGACAGAAUACUUCCAACUCGAACAAGCUCUUGUUUCUUUACAUGCCAACGGUGGUGGUGAGGAGCCUCUGGGUCGCUCAUUCAUUGCACUUCCUGAAUGGCUGCCGUCAUUUCUCGAGUCGCCGGCUCGAAACUGGUUAAUCCAUAGCCAGUUCUUUUUUGGGGACAUACUGGCUUGA